Molecule: messenger RNA, 536 nt
Organism: Urocitellus parryii (Arctic ground squirrel)
Lineage: Eukaryota; Metazoa; Chordata; Mammalia; Rodentia; Sciuridae
Gene: Gngt2
Product: G protein subunit gamma transducin 2
Biological process (GO): G protein-coupled receptor signaling pathway
Cellular component (GO): heterotrimeric G-protein complex
Molecular function (GO): G-protein beta-subunit binding
Source: RefSeq, a predicted model, not a curated record
ACCAAGCCUGCGAAGGGUCAGAAUGUCAGCCUCUCUGCGCUGGUGUAGCAGUCUUGGAGGCUCAGGCGGUGGAUGGGCUUAGAACCUGAGCCUAUGAUCAGCUUAGGCAUCAGAGAUUUGGGUUUCCAGACCAUCUGCUUUAUCCAAAGACUUUCAGCUGAUGAAGAGCUAGGAGGCUCAAACACCAUCUUGCCUGGGUCUUGGAGAAGUGACUUGGAGUGCUCUUCUCGACAGGGCCAGGUCUCUUUAGGGCAAAAUGGCGCAAGAUCUCAGUGAAAAGGAGCUACUGAAGAUGGAAGUGGAACAGCUAAAGAAAGAAGUGAAGAACACAAGAGUUCCGAUUUCCAAGUCAGGAAAGGAUAUCAAGGAUUAUGUGGAGGCCCAGGCAGGGAACGACCCUCUUCUCAAAGGCGUCCCUGAGGACAAGAAUCCCUUCAGGGAGAAAGGCUCCUGCGCGAUAAGCUGAUGGCUCUGGGCACCUCCCCCUGCGUGUCUGCCCCUCCUCAGCCAGGACCCAAGUGUUCUGGGAACCCAGA